GACGGGGGAGGGUGAGUGAGGCUCCGCUGCAGGUCUGUUCACUGGGCUAACUAAACUCCAUCAUCAAGCUAGUUAGCACCGCGACGCGGUGAUCGCUGCCCGGAGGUGCGCCGGAUGGCAACAGGAGAAGAUGGACCAGAGAGGUCUCGGUGCCUGGACAAUCACCGUCGAGCCGUGAGCCACUUCCGUUAAGGGCAAUUAAGCCUCUCCAUUCAUGCUGUCGCUGGUCGACAGCGGAGUUUGAGCUCUGAGUGGCGGGGAAGCCCAGUCGCCACCUCGCUGGGACAUCACGGCUCGAUCACCGCCGAGUGGCAGCAUGGUGGUCCCGGACAGCGCCAGCAUGGUCCCGAACGGGGAGUUGAGUCCCACCGGCCACACGGAGAGCUCCGGGGCGGGCUGCGAGGAGGAGGCCGGGGACCCGGACCUGACUGUGGGGGAGCUGGAGGAGGUCCGAAAGCUGCAGGAGCUGGUUCGGAGGCUGGAAAUCCAGAACGAGACGCUGCGCAGCAGGGGUGGCAAGACUAUCAUCCCCAGAGGAGCCAACAGCAACCUCACUGCUGCCGUCAACAUCAACGAGAGGAUGACCCACUCCCACCUCAGGCUGGAGGACAGCGGCGAGCUGGACACCGACUGCAAGCUGUCCCCCGCACAGGACAGCUGCAGCAGCAGCGGCGAGGAGAUGUCCCCUCUACCCCCGGCCAGCACACUGGAGGAAGGGGACGAAGAGGAGGGAGCGGGAGAAGAUGAGCGGGGUCCGUGCGGGGGCUUCCUGACUCUGACCUGCAACAACGGAGCGGGACAGGGUCAGGAGCACAGCCGGACGCCAGAGAGCCCCUCUCAGGAGAGCUACGAGUCCGAGACACUCGCAGAGAGCGACUCGGGCGUGGACAAAUCUGCACUGGACGAAGUGGACGUCCUGGAUCUGGAGGAUGAGAGUGCAGAAGUGGAGGAUGAAGACAGUUGGUUGUAUGUGUCGCCUAAAAAGCAAGUCGCAGAUCAGGGGCCAGACUCGCCGUUGAAGUGGUGCCGGCAGGCUCUUGACCAUCGCAGCCCAGAAACAGAAAUGGCGUGUCGGACACUGAUCAACCGUCUGGACCAGAGUGUCACGAGCAUGCAGUCAGCCCUGAGCUCGCAGUCCUCCAUAGACAGCGAGCUCAGCACAUCGGAUGACUCCAUCUCCAUGGGAUACAAGCUCCAGGAUCUGACCGAUGUCCAGAUCAUGGCCCGCCUACAGGAGGAAAGUCUAAGGCAGGAUUAUGCCUCCAGCUCGGCGUCCGCAUCCCGCCGCAGCUCCUCCACGUCUCUGCAGUCCCUGCGUCGGGCGGGGGCCUACAGCGACCAGGAGUUUGACACGUACAGCCUGGAGGAUGAAGAGGAUGACUUCUGCUCCGCCCCACAGCGCCCACACCGCUUCACCCCCUCGCCGUUAGGCUCACCACGUUGCCUCUCUCCCUCCACCUCCAACCACAGUCAGGAAUACUGCGGCCGACUCGGGGCGCCACGCACAAGAACCCCCCGGCGGUCCCUCCAGGGCCCCAGUGCAGAGCUGCUCAAAUUUGCCAAGAGUGAAGAGGAGUUGAGGCACAGCAUGCCUAACCUGGCCCCCCGCACCAGCCUGCGUUCCCUGGAAGCAGUCAGAAACAGCCGCAGCAUGGAGGCUAACCUCCAGAGCUCUGGCAGCCGCAUGUCUCACCUGAGUCACUCCCCCUCCACAGGACUCCAGUUAAGGCUGUCACACCUGUGGGCACUAUCGCAACUGGUCGUCAGCAUUCCAGAGGCCUGCCUGUUGUCCAGGCACCACCUGCAGGAUGUGGCCGCAGGAUCCAAUCGCCAGGAUCUGGAAAUGGUGGAGCGUACAUACCAGGGAGGGCUGCGGCUGGGGCUGGAAGGGCUGCAGUGGGAAGGGGGGGUCAGGGUUUGGCACCGGCCUCCACAAGAAGUAAACUUUCACAACCUCCCAGAAGGACACAGCGUUAUCAUGCCUGAGAAUAUUCUGGGGACAGAGGUUGCAAUAGAAGAAGCUUUGGAUACCCAUCAUCACCAUGUCUUAACAUCAGACCUAAUCCAGGACUCAAACCAUCACCAUGACGACAUGCCAGACCAAGUGUUUGUGGCAGAGCUGCUGUCUGAACACCAGGAUAACACACUGGACCACCAGCUUGUGUCUCAAGGUUUGAUGGUGACUGAGGCCAACUCUGAGACCAUAAUCCAUCAGCAGCUGCCAGCUGAGGCUGUUCCCCUGCAGACCGAUGAAGAUGAUGAUGGAAGAAGCAGUUCUGAGGAUUAUCUAAUGAUCUCCCGUGGAACAGAGGUGAUAACAGAGGACGAUUACCAGAAUGGCCAUCCUGAUCUAGAAGCAGCAUCAUCAGGCAGAUUGGGAGUCGGUCGUGACAAGAUGGUCUACAUGGCAGUCAAAAAUCCACCAAAAGAAGAAGAGGAAGAUGAAGAUGAUAGUGAUGAUGAUGAUGAGGAUGAUAUUAGCAGUACAAUUGAUCAGGUGAAGAAUGGAGUGGCUACACCUUUUCUGCAAAUCCGGGAGGGACUAGGUGCAAACCGUGCACUUAAACCCAAAGCUAAAAAGAAGAAGAAAGGAGACACACGGCAGUGUCAGACUGCUGUCAUCAUCGGACCAGAUGGAAUGCCUUUGACAGUCUAUCCGUGCCACAUCUGUGGAAAGAAAUUCCGCUCACGGGGCUUCCUCAAAUGCCACAUGAAGAACCAUCCAGACCAUUUGCUCAAGAAGAAGUACCAGUGUACAGACUGUGACUUUACCACCAACAAGAAGGUCAGUUUUCACAACCACUUGGAGAGUCACAAGCUCCUGAGCCACAACAGCGAGCGAUCUCCAGAAUACACAGAGUAUACGCGGCGCUACCACGAGUCCAGCCCCCUGGGCUCCGACAAACUCAUCGUCAAGGACCGGGAGCCCAAACUCCAUCACUGCAAGUACUGCGAAUAUGAGACAGCUGAGCAGGGUCUGCUCAACCGUCACUUGCUGGCAGUGCACAGUAAGAACUUUGCACACGUGUGCGUUGAGUGUGCCAAAGGUUUCCGUCACCCGUCAGAGCUGAAGAAACACAUGCGGACCCACACGGGUGAAAAGCCGUACCUCUGUCCACACUGCGAGUUCCGCUGUGCGGAUCAGUCCAACUUAAAGACUCACAUCAAGAGCAAACAUGGUGCAGAUCUGCCUUUCAAGUGCAGCCACUGUCCCCAAGCUUAUGCCGACGCGCGUGAACUCCAGCGUCACAUAGAGAUGGUGCAAGGCCACAAGACCCACCAGUGUCCACACUGUGAGCACAAGAGCACCAACUCCAGUGACCUGAAACGGCACAUUAUCUCAGUUCACACCAAGGACUUCCCUCAUCAGUGUGACGUAUGUGAGAAAGGCUUUCACAGGCCGUCUGAGUUGAAGAAACACGCUGAGACACACAAGGGCAACAAGGUGCAUCAGUGCCGGCACUGCAACUUCAACGCCCCCGACACUUUCACCCUGAGUCGCCAUAUCUUGUCCCUGCAUACUAAAGAUCUGCCCUUUAAGUGCAAACGCUGCCGGCGAGGUUUCCGGCAGCCGGCUGAGCUAAAGAAGCACAUGAAGACACACAGUGGUAGAAAAGUUUAUCAGUGCCAGUAUUGUGAGUACAACAGUACGGACGCUUCUGGCUUCAAACGCCACGUCAUCUCCAUUCACACCAAGGACUACCCCCACCGCUGCGACUACUGCACCAAGGGCUUUAGGAGGCCUUCAGAGAAGAGCCAGCACAUAGCCAGGCAUCACAAAGACAUGUUGAUGUAACACAUCACAACACACACUCCUCUCCCGAUUAAAUCUGUGUCACACACCUAGCAGUAAUUUUAGUGUAUUAACAAAGAAACGAUGGACGCAGGCAGAACAUGAAGGUGUUAUGAUUGCUGUCCUGUGUUGCAUUGGGCUCAAACCUCCUCCUCCUGGGGUGAUGCAAGAACAUAUUUUAGAUGGAGUGAAGUCUAAAUAAGACUGUGUACACUGAGUGGGACAGCUGUAAAUUGUUUUUUGUUGCAGAAAAUCACAUAAGAGCAUAUAUUCAGGGUUUCAAAUGUCUAUAUUUUUAUACCCACUCAGCUGAAAUGCUGCAAGAUGACUGUCAGUGCUUUGUGGACGUCAUGCAGGUUCUUCAGAUGAUGGAAAGAACACAGGAGGCGUUUGCCUCCGUACACCAACCAGUAUCUUUUGCUCAUCAACCAGCUUUCACCCUGACAUUUCUUUUCAGUACUGUUUGAUUUUAAAUUCUGGGGCCAUUCGUAAGUUCAGUUAUGUUGGAACACAAUGCAUCUUGAAGAAAAAAAUUUCAUUUAGUUCAACAGUUGAACUUGUGUCAUUUUGGAUUUUUCUCCUAACAGCCAUUUAAUGGAACGUUGAGCUCCAUUAAACUAAUCAUGUAUUGAUAACUCAAACUUUACUGUGUUGCAUAUGUAAUAAAAAGUGGAAUUAGAUGUUCUGGUCUUGUCAAAAGUGUCUGGCAAGGAGGACAGAGGUGCAGCUGGUAUAUUAGGAAAUCCCUUUCGUGUACACAUUUCUGACUUAGAGGUCUGGUGUUCUAUCUGCUGUGGCGAUGCAGAUAAUCUACCAGUGUAUUAUUAUUAUUGUUAUCAUCCUUAUUAUUAUUGUUAUUAUAUGAACACAACAGAUGGUUGGCUUCACAUUUCUUACCCCCACGAAGUGGUUGUAUUGUACCUGCCACCGUAAAUUGCAUUUGUGUGGUGUUACCUUUGACACGGACGUACUCUGCUAACCAUUUGAUCGCAAUCAUGCCUUACAUCUGUUGGUCUUUAUCCCUGAAGCACUGAUGAACACAGCUAAUCAGAAAAGAAGUGAUUCUUAACUCUCAAACAUGCUGUAUCAAUGCCAUUCUCUCAGAGAUUAUGUGUUUGAGUCAGUAGAAAGCACUUUAAUAUUUUUUUGUACUUUAAUGAUGUAUGGGAGUUAAUUAUCUAGGGAUAUAUCUACAUGUAUAAAGGUAUGUCCAUAGGGGCAAAAUGCUCAGAGCUGAGGGGUUAAGAUGAGGAUUGGAGUAUUAACUCUUAACAAGUGGGCACGAUACAUUACUGCAUCAUAAUUGAAUUGUUAUUGAAAGUUGUGGUUGAAACCAUUUAUUGUUUUGUUCUAUGGAUACGUGAUUGGGUUUUGUGUUUUGUUUGUGCUCACUAACAAGUCCCCCACACACUAGUCCUCCAGUCCUAAAUAACCAAACCCAGUCCCAAGCAUGGGAUUAUUUCCUCCAAGUGGUCAUUAUAUUGGCAUUAGUCUUUAAAGUAUGCACAUAUGCUGUCUCCAUGAAAUUAAUUGUGGUAUAUAUUAAAAAUCCCUGCAUUUUGUGUACGUUAGUCUAUAUUUUUCUUUCAGUCGGAUUGUGGAUAAACUACUGGUGGGGAAGAACCAAAAUAAACAACUAUCUUUUUAAAGGUUUUGUGCUUUCUCUUAUAGCGGAAGGGGAGGAUUUCAUGUUGGUCAG
Menidia menidia (Atlantic silverside) is the source of this 5492-nucleotide messenger RNA. Lineage: Eukaryota; Metazoa; Chordata; Actinopteri; Atheriniformes; Atherinopsidae. The record is from the annotation of a GenBank genome assembly.